This is a messenger RNA of Monodelphis domestica (gray short-tailed opossum), 14289 nucleotides long. It is a transcript of the gene SVEP1, whose product is annotated as sushi, von Willebrand factor type A, EGF and pentraxin domain containing 1. The record is from RefSeq and is a predicted model, not a curated record. Gene Ontology annotation, molecular function: calcium ion binding. Lineage: Eukaryota; Metazoa; Chordata; Mammalia; Didelphimorphia; Didelphidae.
CGGGUAGAGAGCAAAGAAAGGAAAACAAGAGUAGCCUUGGAUUCCAAGACUCCAAAAAUGCUUUUGAGAGAAAGGUGACGCUUGUUUUAAAAAGGUGCUUGCAACUCCCUGGUCCGUCGGCAUGUGUAUUUUCCUAUACAAAGUGGUUCCAAUUACCUUGGCACUCCUGGUAUCUGGAUUCAUCUCCAGUGAAUGCCUCUGCAGCACCACGCCAGACAUAUGGGAUCAAUCAGGGCUUCGGUGCCGCUGUGUUUUCUUUGGGAAUGUUGACAGCCUGACAGACAUGGGGUUCUGGUGACACGGAAUCUCAGAAACUUCAGCAUGAACAGGGAAGGAGGGGAGGAGAGAGAAAGAGAAAGGGAAAGAGGGACAUAAAGAUAUUUAUCUUGACUGCCCCCUUUCCUUCAAACAUUUUAUAGGUUUCAGGGAAGGAAACAGGAGGAGGGGAGGGGAGGAAAAGACAGAGAGAGGGAGAGAUUGAGAAAGCAUUUCAUUCUCAGCAGAGCCCAAACCCCCUGAGCUGAAAGAGGGGCGAGCCUGGAGAUUCUCCUCCCAACGUGUCAAAUUAAAGGGAUCAGGGACAGCGGCUGAUACCUGAGGCACGCGGGAGGGAGGCUGCCUCUGACACCAUCAGAUUGGAAAAGGGGGAAGGAGGACCAGCGGUGCCAGAAAGAGAAGGGAAUCAGAGUUUUCUGACUUGCUGCUGCUGCCGCCGCCGCCGCUUCUGCUGCUGCAGCUACUGCUGAGCUCAGGGCAGCAGCAGGUCUACCUCCUCCACUCUACAAUGUGGCGUCUGCUGCCUCUUUAUUGCUGGAGUCUCUCUCUAGUUUCUGGCUGGACGGCGUUUCAGCAGAUACCCACGUCGGGAAAUUUCAGCUUUAGCUUCUUCCCUUCCUCUUCUUCUUCCUCCUCUUCCUCCUUCCCGCUGGCGACCCCGCAACGGCAGCUUCAGGAACUGGAGCCCCGGAGGUCCCUGGCGCUGGCGCUACCGCCGCCGCCCCCGCCGCCACCACCGCUACUCCCCGAGCCCAAGGAGAACAAAGUGGAGAAACUGGGCCAGUCCUUCAAGCGCAAUGUGAGGAAGCUGCGCGAGCGGAGCCACAGUCUUGAACUGGUGUUCCUGGUGGAUGAGUCCUCGAGUGUGGGCCAUGCCAACUUCCUCAACGAGCUUAAGUUCGUCAAGAAGCUGCUGUCCGAUUUCCCCGUGGUACCUAGCGCCACCCGCGUGGCCAUCGUGACCUUUUCGUCCAAGAACAACGUGGUGCCACGCGUGGACUACAUCUCCUCCAGUCGGGCGCACCAGCACAAGUGCUCGCUGCUCAACCGCGAGAUCCCCAAUAUCACCUACCGAGGCGGAGGCACUUACACCAAAGGCGCUUUCCAGCAAGCCGCGCAAAUACUACGUCAUUCCCGAGAAAACUCAACCAAGGUAAUAUUCCUCAUUACUGAUGGCUAUUCCAAUGGAGGAGACCCUCGACCAAUUGCAGCUUCUCUACGUGAUUUUGGAGUGGAGAUCUUUACUUUUGGUAUAUGGCAGGGUAACAUCCGAGAGCUGAAUGAUAUGGCUUCCACCCCAAAGGAAGAACACUGCUACUUGCUUCACAGUUUUGAAGAAUUUGAGGCUUUAGCUCGUCGAGCACUUCACGAAGAUCUGCCUUCUGGGAAUUAUAUUCAAGAGGAUAUAUCUCACUGUUCCUACCUCUGUGAAGCGGGCAAGGAUUGCUGUGAUAUAAUGGCAAGCUGCAAGUGUGGCAUUCAUACUGGGCAGUUUGAAUGCAUCUGUGAAAAGGGCUACUUUGGAAAAGGACUGCAACAUGAAUGCACAGCUUGCCCAUCUGGGACAUAUAAGCCUGAAGGCUCACCAGGGGGCAUCAGCACUUGUAUUCCAUGCCCUGAUGAAAACCACACAUCCCCACCCGGAAGUACUUCCCCAGAGGACUGUGUCUGCAAGGAAGGCUAUCAGGCAGCAGGCUACGCAUGUCAAGUGGUCCACUGCCCUGCCCUGAGACCUCCUGACAAUGGCUACUUUAUUCAGAACAUCUGCAACAACCACUUUAAUGCCGCCUGUGGAAUCCGUUGUCAUACUGGAUUUGAAUUAGUGGGAAGCAGCAUUCGCCUCUGUCAGCCCAAUGGUUUGUGGUCUGGUUCUGAAAGUUCCUGCCGAGUUCGGACGUGCCCUCAACUCCGCAAGCCUGAGAAUGGUCAAAUCAGUUGUACAUCAGGUGAAACAUUAUAUAGGACGAUGUGCUUGGUUACCUGUGAUGAGGGAUACAGACUGGAAGGCAGUCCCAGACUCACUUGUCAAGGAAAUUCUCAGUGGGAUGGGAUAGAACCCCGGUGUGUGGAACGCCAUUGCCCUACUUUUCAAAAGCCCAAAGGUGUGACCAUUCACCCAUCAAGUUGUGGAAGAGGACCCGCCAAGAUCGGUACUGUGUGCCAAUUAAGUUGUCCCCCAGGAUUCAUCUUGUCUGGAGCUAGGGGAGAUGUGAGAUGCACCAGUUCAGGGAAAUGGAAUGCCAAAAUUCAGGCGGCUAUUUGUAAAGAUGUGGAGGCUCCACAAAUCAUCUGUCCUAAAGACAUUGAAGCCAAGACCCUAGAACAGCAAGACUCUGCUAAUAUUACUUGGAUUGUACCAACGGCAAAAGAUAACUCUGGUGAAGAGGUAUCGAUUCACGUUACUCCAGCUUUUACACCACCUUACCUUUUCCCAAUUGGAGAGGUUGCUAUCACAUAUACAGCAGUUGACCAGUCCAGAAACCAGGCCCGUUGUACAUUCAGUGUCAAGGUUAUUGAUGUAGAACCACCUGUCAUUGAUAGAUGCCGAUCCCCACCUCCAAUCCAGGGCCCCAAGAAUGAGUAUGUAGCAACCUGGGAUGAACCUCAGUUCUCAGACAACUCAGGAUCUUUGCUGACUAUCACUCGAAGUCAUUCCCCAGGAGAUAUCUUUCCCCAAGGAAGGACCACAGUACAAUAUACAGCCACAGACCCAUCUGGCAAUAACAGGACAUGUGAAAUUUAUGUUGUCAUCAAAGGUUCUCCCUGUGAAAUUCCAUUCACUCCUGUUAAUGGAGAUUUCAUAUGUACCAAUGACAGUGUUGGUAUCAACUGCACACUAAGUUGCCUAGAAGGCUAUGAUUUUACUGAAGGAUCAGCCGAAAAAUAUUACUGUGCCUUUGAAGAUGGAAUCUGGAGACCUCCAUAUUCUACUGAAUGGCCAGACUGUGCUGUAAAUCGCUUUGCAAAUCAUGGAUUCAAGUCAUUUGAGAUGCUCUACAAAACAACUUGCUGUGACAACAAUGAUCUCCUCAAAAACUUUUCUAAAGCUUUUGAGACUACUCUUGGUGAAAUGGUCCCAUCGUUUUGUAAUGAUGCUGAUGAUAUUGACUGCAGACUGGAGGACCGGACACAAAAACACUGCCUAGAAUAUAACUAUGACUAUGAAAAUGGAUUUGCAAUUGGGCCUGGUGGUUGGGGUGUGGCCAAUAAAGUGGAUUAUUCCUAUGAAGACUUCAUGGAUGUCAUUCAAGAGCAGUCUCAGAAACCUGUCAUGAUGGGGACUGGUAAAACUCAAACUUCUAGGGUCAAAAGACAUGAAAAACUUAGCACCUCAACAUCUGACCAUAAAAUUAAGUUAAUAUUUAAUAUAACAGCAAGUGUACCUUUGCCUGAUCAGAGAAAUGAUACCCUGGAAUUGGAAAACCAGCAACGGCUCCUGAAGACCUUAGAGACAAUCACUAACCGGCUCAAAAGAACUCUCAAUAAGGAACCCAUGUAUUCUUUUCAGCUUGCAUCUGAGAUGGUUGUAGCUGACAGCAAUUCAUUGGAAACAGAAAAGGCCUUUCUGUUCUGCAGACCAGGCUCAAUGCUAAGAGGACGAAUGUGUGUUAAUUGCCCUUUGGGGACCUAUUAUUCCCUGGAGCACACUGUCUGUGAAAGCUGCUGGAUUGGAUCCUAUCAAGAUGAGGAAGGACAACUAGAGUGUAAACUUUGCCCCACUGGUAGUUCCACUGAAUACCUCCACUCAAGAAGCAUCUCUGAAUGUAAAGCUCAGUGCAAGCAAGGAACCUACUCACCAAAUGGUCUAGAAACCUGUGAAUCAUGUCCUCUGGGCACCUAUCAGCCAGCAUUUGGUUCCAAGAACUGCCUCUCUUGUCCAGAAAACACUUCAACUGUGAAAAGAGGAGCUGUGGAUAAAUCUGCCUGUGGAGUGCCUUGUCCAAUAGGAGAAUUCUCUCGCUCUGGCAUAAAGCCUUGCUAUCCAUGUCCCAGAGACUAUUAUCAACCAAACCCAGGAAAGUCCUUCUGCCUUUCUUGUCCUUUUUAUGGAACAACAACAAUCACCGGGGCAAGAUCCAUCACCGAUUGCUCAAGUUUUAGUUCAACUUUUUCAGCUGCAGAGGAAAGUAUCAUGUUGUCAGCAUCUCCUGGACAUAUCACCAAGAAGUAUGAAGUCAGCAGCCAGGUUUUCCAUGAGUGUUUUCUAAAUCCAUGCCAUAAUAGUGGGACCUGCCAGCAACUUGGACGAGGAUAUGUUUGCAUCUGCCUGCCUGGAUUUACAGGUUUAAAGUGUGAAAUUGAUGUGGAUGAAUGCAGUUCCUCACCUUGCCUCCACAAUGGAGUAUGCAAAGAUGGUGUUGACAAGUUUAUUUGUCAGUGCCCGGCAGGUUACACAGGUCAGCUCUGCGAGGGAAACAUAAACGAGUGUAGAUCCAAUCCAUGUUUAAAUAAGGGUACUUGUGUUGAUGGUAUUAAUGGGUAUCACUGCUCCUGUGUGAAAGGAUUCAAAGGCACUCACUGUGAAACAGAAGUCAAUGAAUGCCAAUCAGACCCAUGUUUGAACAAUGCAGUUUGUGAAGAUCAGAUAGGGGGAUUCUUGUGUAAGUGCCUUCCAGGUUUUCGGGGUACCCGGUGUGAAAAGAAUGUGGAUGAAUGUCUGAGUAGUCCUUGUAAGAACGGAGGAACCUGCAAGGAUGACAUCAACAGCUUCAGAUGUCAGUGUGUGACAGGAUACACAGGGCCACGAUGUGAAGUGAAUAUCAACGAAUGUGAUUCCAACCCCUGCAGAAACCAGGCCACUUGUGUGGAUGAGCUGAACUCCUACAGCUGUAAAUGCCGGCCAGGCUUCUCAGGCAGCCGGUGUGAAACAGAACAGUCUGCUGGUUUUAACCUGGAUUUCGAAGUUUCUGGAAUCUAUGGUUAUGUCAUGCUUGAUGGUGUGCUCCCAACUCUCCAUGCCAUUACAUGCACAUUCUGGAUGAAGUCAUCUGACAUCAACAACUAUGGAACUCCAAUCUCUUAUGCCCUUGAGAAUGGAAGUGACAAUACUUUCCUUCUCACUGAUUAUAAUGGCUGGGUUCUUUAUGUGAAUGGGAAGGAGAGGAUAACAGACUGUCCCUCAGUCAAUGAUGGCAAUUGGCAUCAUAUCUCAAUCACUUGGACAAGUACAGAUGGAUCCUGGAAAGUGUAUAUUGAUGGAAAAUUAUCUGAUGGUGGCACUGGCCUGUCUAUUGGUUCAGCUAUCCCUGGAGGUGGUGCACUAGUUCUUGGGCAGGAGCAAGACAAAAAGGGAGAAGGAUUCAAUCCAGCUGAGUCAUUUGUGGGCUCUAUAAGCCAGCUCAACAUUUGGGACUAUGUCCUAGCUCCAGAUCAGGUAAAGUCUUUGGCUACCUCUUGUCCAGAAGGACUCAGUAAAGGAAAUGUGUUGGCAUGGCCAGACUUCCUAUCAGGAGUUGUCGGAAAAGUGAAGAUUGAUUCCAAGAGCAUAUUCUGUUCUGAUUGUCCAUCAUUAGACGGAUUUGUACCCCAUCUGCGGACCUUAACAGUAGAUUUAAAGGCAGGCUCUAAAGUCAGUCUUUUCUGUGAUGCCGGUUUCCAGAUAGUUGGGGAUGCUGUGCAAUACUGUCUGAAUCAGGGACAAUGGACUCAACCACUGCCCCACUGUGAAAGAAUUGGCUGUGGAGUGCCACCACCUUUGGAGAAUGGCUUUUAUUCAGCAGAAGACUUCUAUGCAGGCAGCACAGUCACCUACCAGUGUAACAAUGGCUAUUAUUUGCUGGGCGAUUCAAGGAUGUUUUGCACAGACAAUGGAAGUUGGAAUGGCAUUUCACCUUCAUGCCUUGAUGUCGAUGAAUGUGCAGUUGGAUCAGACUGUGAUAAGCAUGCUUCCUGCCUCAAUACAAAUGGGUCCUAUAUAUGUACAUGCAUCCCACCCUACACAGGAGAUGGAAAAAAAUGUGCAGAACCAAUAAAAUGUAAGGAUCCUGGCAAAACAGACAAUGGUCAGUCUUCUGGGAAUAUUUAUACUGUGGGUGGAGAAGUUACUUUCUCUUGUGAAGAAGGCUAUCAACUUAUAGGCGUGACCAAAAUAACAUGUUUGGAGUCAGGAAAAUGGAGUCAUCAAAUACCAUUUUGUGAAGCCAUUUCCUGUGGUGGACCUGUUAUUCCAGAGAACUGUGGUAUUGAGGGAUCAACAUUUACCUAUGGUAAUAAAGUAACUUAUAGAUGUAAUAAAGGAUACAAAUUGAUUGGUGAAAAAGAAUCAUUUUGCCUUGCUAAUGGUGCUUGGAGUCAUUCCCCUCCCAUGUGUGAAUUAGUAAAAUGCCCUAAUCCACAGAACAUAAUAAAUGGAAAAUAUCUACCAAAUGGGCUAACCUACCUUUCUACUACAACCUAUUCAUGUGAUAGUGGAUACAGCUUAAAGGGACCUUCAGUUAUAGAAUGUACAGCUACAGGAAAUUGGAAUACAGCACCCCCUGUAUGUGAGCUCAUCUUCUGUGGAGACCCUCCAGCCAUCAAAGAUGCCGUUAUCAAAGGGAGUAACUUUACAUUUGGAAAUACUGUGACUUAUACCUGCAAAGAAGGGUAUACUCUUGUUGGUACUGAAACCAUUGAAUGCCUGGCAAGUGGCUUGUGGAGUGAAAGUGAUCAGCAGUGCCUAGCUGUUUCCUGCGAUGAACCUCCUAGUGUGGAACAUGCCUCCCCAGAGACUAGCCACCGCUUAUAUGGAGAUGUUGCAUAUUACUACUGUGCAGAUGGUUAUAGUUUGGCUGGCAACUCCCAGCUGCACUGUGAUGCCCAGGGACAGUGGGUUCCUCUGGAAGGACAGGCUGUACCCCACUGUAUAGCUGACUUUUGUGAGAAACCUCCAGCUGUUCUAUAUAGCAUUUUGGAGUCUGUAAGCAAAGCUAGAUUUGCAGCUGGAUCCAUUGUUAGCUUUAAAUGCAUGGAAGGCUUUGUGCUGAACACCUCAUCUAAAAUUGAGUGUAUGCGAGGUGGGCACUGGAAUCCUUCUCCCAUGUCAAUCCAGUGUAUCCCAGUUCGGUGUGGAGAACCACCAAGUAUCAAGAAUGGUUAUGCAAGUGGAAGCAACUACAGUUUUGGGGCCGUGGUGGCUUAUAGUUGCAACAGGGGAUUCUAUAUCAAAGGAGAGAAGAAGAGUACCUGUGAAGCCACAGGACAGUGGGGUAGUCGCAUACCUACAUGCCACCCAGUGUCUUGUAAUGAACCACCCAAAAUUGAGAAUGGAUUUGUGGAGCAUACAACUGGGAAAGUCUUUGAGAGUGAAGUGAGGUAUCAGUGUAACCCAGGAUACAAGAUGGUGGGAAGUCCGGCAUUUGUCUGCCAGGCCAAUCGCCAGUGGCAUAGUGAAUCUCCUCCAGUCUGCAUUCCCCUCAGCUGUGGGAAGCCUCCAUCUCUUCAGAAUGGCUAUAUCAAAGGAGAAAACUUUGAGGUGGGAUCUAAGGUUCAGUUUUUCUGCAAUGAGGGUUAUGACCUUGUGGGAGAUGCUUCUUGGACAUGCCAGAAGUCAGGGAAGUGGAACAGAAAGCCAAACCAAAAGUGUGUGCCAGCCAAGUGCCCAGACCCACCCCUGCUGGAAAACCAACUUGUAAUAAAGGAAUUGGUUCAUGAAGUUGGGUUGGUGCAAUUUUCCUGUAAAGAGGGUUAUGUCCUCCAAGGCCCCUCCAUCCUGAAGUGCUUGGUAUCACAACGGUGGAAUGGCUCUUUUCCUUUCUGUAAGAUGGUACUUUGUCUCCCACCUCCACUCAUUUCCUUUGGUGUCCCUGAUUCUUCCCCUGCUCUUCAUUUUGGAACUGUUAUCAAGUACUCCUGUGUAGAUGGGUUUUUCAUGAGAGGAGAUUCCACCACCUCUUGCCAAGCUGAUGGCUCAUGGAGUUCACCACUGCCUGAAUGCAUCCCCGUUGAAUGCCCCCAGCCUGAAGAAAUUCCCAAUGGCAUCAUAGAUGUGCAAGGUCUUGCCUACCUCAGCACAGCCUUAUACACAUGUAAACCUGGCUUUGAAUUGAUGGGAAAUAUGACUAUCCUUUGUGGAGAAGAUGGGCACUGGCUUGGAGGAAAACCCACUUGCAAACCCAUUGAGUGUCCUAAGCCCAGUGAGAUCCUAAAUGGCAAACUUUUUUACACAAACCUCCAUUAUGGACAAACCAUUUCCUACUCAUGUGAUAGGGGUUUUAGCCUGGAAGGACCAAAAACUCUGACUUGUUUAGAGACAGGGGAUUGGGAUGUAGCUGUUCCAUCUUGUAGUGCCAUUUAUUGUGAGCCCCCACAGCCUAUUGAAAAUGGCUUUGUGGAAGGAGCAGAUUACAGCUAUGGUGCCAUGAUUAUCUACAGUUGUUUCCCAGGAUUCCAGUUGACGGGCCAUGCCAUGCAAACUUGCGAUGAGACAGGGUGGUCUAGCUUUAUACCAACAUGCCUUCCCAUAGACUGUGGUCUUCCUCCUCAUAUUGAUUUUGGAGACUAUGUGAAAGUCAAAGGUCAAGAAGGAUAUUUUGAUCAAGAAGAUGAUGUUAUGGAAGUCCCAUACUUGACUCCUGAACCUCCUCAUUCACUUAGUCCAAUGGAGAGUACCUGGAAAAGCAGGAAAGGCCCUACAGUUUCGCAGAUACCUAACUUUUUCUAUGGUACCCUAGUUUUAUAUAGCUGUAACCCUGGACAUGAGCUUUUGGGGAAUCCUAUGCUGAUUUGCCAGGAGGAUGGGACUUGGAAUGGCAGUGCCCCUGCAUGCAUAUCAAUAGAAUGUGACUUGCCUAGCCAACCAGAGAAUGGCUUUUUGCAUUUUACUGAGAAUACAAUGGGCAGUGUAGUCCACUACAGCUGUAAUCCAGGGCAUGUGCUGGUGGGCUCUAGCAGAAGACUUUGUCUCUCAAAUAGACAAUGGAGUGAUAAUGCCCCACACUGUGAAGUAAUUUCAUGCAAUAAACCAAACCCACUAAUGAAUGGAUCUAUUCAAGGAGGAAAUUACACAUACCUGAGUGUGCUGCAUUAUUCUUGUAACCCUGGGUAUGAACUGAAUGGCUCCAGUAGAAGAACCUGUCAGGAAGACAGUCAGUGGGAUGGGAAUGAACCAAUUUGUGUCCCUGUGGCCUGUGGUCCACCCCCAGUCUCAGAGAAUAGUCAGGUGAGUGGGAAUGAGUACACAUUCCAAAAGGAGAUUGUGUAUACUUGUGAUGAAGGAUUCUUGCUUCAAGGGUCUAGUAGCAGAGUUUGCCUGGCCAAUGGGAGCUGGAGUGGAGUCACUCCAGUCUGUGUGGCUAUCAAGUGUCCGGUACCACCCCAGAUUGUCAAUGGGGAAGUGAGUGAACUGGAACACAGCUUUGGGAAGGAAAUCGAUUUCCACUGUCAUGAAGGCUAUGUAUUGCAUGGUUCCACAAAGCUAACCUGCCAGAUGGAUGGCACCUGGGAUGGAGAGGCACCUCUCUGCAAACCAGUCCACUGUGGUCCUCCAGAAGAUCUCUCUCAUGGCUUCCUAAACGGUUCCUCCUUUUCUUAUGGAGACUACAUACAGUAUGUGUGCUUUCCUGGUUAUGAGCUCCUUGGCACUCCUUUGAGACAGUGUCUCUCCAGUGGCUCCUGGAGUGGUAGUCCCCCUUCUUGCCUGCCUUGUGAGUGUCCUAUGCCCAUGAUUCAAAAUGGACUCAUUGUUGGGGAAGAUUUCAGUUGUGGAAAAGUUGCACAGUUUCAAUGCCUUGAAGGCUUCAAGCUCCUGGGGCCUUCUGAAAUUACUUGUGAGGCAGCUGGGCAGUGGAGUGCCGGCUUUCCACUCUGUGGGCGCAAUUCUUGUGGUCCCCCACCAACAAUUUUGAAUGCAUUCAUCAAUGGGGGCAGUUCCCUGGAGGAGAAUGCAAUAACCUACAGUUGUAUGACUGGCUAUGUCAUGCAGGACAGGUCUGACCUGAUUUGUACAGAGAAAGGGACAUGGAGCGAGCCUUAUCCCAGCUGUGAGCCUCUCUCCUGUGGACCCCCACCUGCUGUAGCUAAUGCAGUAGCAACUGGAAAAGCACACACUUAUGGAAGUAAAGUACAUCUCAGAUGUCUAGAAGGUUAUGUGAUGGAAUCAGAUACAGAUACAAUGACUUGUCUGAAAGAUGGGAAUUGGUCACCUGACAGCAUUUCCUGUAUUCCCAAAAAAUGCUCCCUACCAACAGAUAUGAACAAGAUACUUGUUCUUGGGGAUGAGUUUAGUGUGAAUAAACAAGUUUCUGUAUCAUGUGUAAAAGGAUAUACUUUGGAGGGAGAAAACAUAUCAACAUGUCAGCUUGAUGGUUCUUGGGAUCCACCAUUCUCUGAUGAUUCUUGCACUCCAGUUUCUUGUGGGAAACCUGAAACUCCAGAGCAUGGACUUGUGCUUGGCAUAGAAUACAGCUUCAAAAGUACAAUUAUUUAUCAGUGUGAGGCUGGCUAUGAGUUAGAGGGUGACUCUGAACGUUUCUGCCAGGAAAACAAACAGUGGAGUGGAGCUGUAGCUCUCUGUAAAAAAAUCAAGUGUGAAGCUCCAAUCCAGUUUGAGAAUGGGAGGAUUGAAUAUGAAAAUAAAACAGUUGGUCCAAGAGUGAUAUAUUCCUGCAAUAAAGGAUACAGCCUGGAAGGAGAAUCUAUUACAGAAUGCACUGAAAAUGGAACUUGGAGCCACCCAAUACCUUUCUGCAAACCAAAUCCCUGUCCUGUACCUUUUGUCAUUCCUGAAAAUGCUCUUCUUUCCGAGAAGGAAUUUUAUGUUGGUCAGAAUGUGUCUAUCAAGUGCAGAGAAGGCUAUGUGCUACAGGGUCAAGCUGUUAUUACCUGUAACCCAGAUGAGACAUGGACACCAACAAAUGCCAAGUGUGAAAAGAUCUCUUGUGGACCACCAGUUCAUGUAGAAAAUGCAAUUGCUCGUGGUAUACAUUACCAGUAUGGAGACCUAAUAACCUACUCCUGCUACAGUGGAUACAUGCUGGAAGGCUCCCUUCGAAGUGUCUGCUUGGGAAAUGGAACCUGGACAUCACCACCUACUUGCAGAGCUGUCUGUAGAUUUCCAUGUCAAAAUGGAGGAGUUUGCCAAAGGCCCAAUGCAUGCACCUGCCUGGAAGGCUGGAUGGGGCGCCUCUGUGAAGAACCAAUAUGUAUUCUUCCCUGCCUGAAUGGCGGCCGCUGUGUGGCACCAUAUCAGUGUGAUUGCUCAGCUGGGUGGACUGGCUCCCGCUGUCAUACAGCUGUUUGCCAGUCUCCCUGCUUAAAUGGUGGGAAAUGCAUACGACCAAAUCGAUGCCAUUGUCUCUCUACUUGGACUGGACAUGAUUGCUCGAGGAAAAGAAAAACUGGGUUUCAUCCCUUCUAACAAUACCACAGCAAAGCAGCGCUCUCAAAAAGGCAAGAUCAUCUCUCCCGGCCAGUCCCUGGGGAUUCUGGAACAUGGACAUUAAAAAUCCAACAUGGUGCUGGUUCUUUUGGAAAGUUAUUUUGUUAUUUUUUGUUGUACUUGUUUUUGUUUUUAUUUUGUGAUAUAUUUUUCCUUGAGUUUUCCAUUAAAAAAAUAUGCCUGUAUUUUCAUAUGCAAAAAUGUAUCUUAAGUAUAUGCUGCUACACCCACAUAAUAUGUACAUAUUCUUCCAUGAAUUAGGGAAAUUUCAUGUAUACAUUUUGGUUGCUGUUUUGUUUUAAUUCCUGUAAGUAUGUUGUCAAGUAUAAGUUUCACUGCCAAGCAGUGUAAUGCAGGCUUGCCAUUCCAUGGACUUUCCAAGCCCACCACAUAUCCCAGAAGCCAAGCCAUAGUGAGAUGACUGGUUGUAUCAAUGACAUGUAAGCUAUCCCACAGUUCUCUAAACACAGAUUACCUUCUUGGCCACCAUACUCAUGAGGAUGAAUACAUGAAAAGGAGGGUCUGGUUCAUUCCACUUAUGUUUAUAACAAUGAAUUUUUCAUCUUAACUUAGCUAGAUAUUUAGGGAUUAGAUUGCCUACUCCCUGUCUCCCUUCCCCCUCCCCCCCAUAUAAGAUACUACAGAUAGUAGGAAUAGCUGGUUGCCAUGGAAAUAAAAGAAGCCCAGCUACCUUUAUUCCCUCAACAUGAUACACAGAAAGACAAGGCAAGGUCUGUAGUAGAAAGAAAUCUCUAGGACAUAAAAAGCUACAAAGGGCAAUGGAAUUUUUGUUUUCAUUUCUGUUUUGUUUUCCUUUUAUCCAAAUUGUGAUUUCAUCAAUGUAGGGAGUUCUUGGUGAAGAACUUCCUCUACCAAUCAGAAGGCACUUUCUCCGAAACUUACAGUCUUAGAAUUCUCCAGGACACUAAGAGGUUAAAUGAUUUGCCCAAAUCUUUCUGACUCCAAGGCCAGCUCUCUAUAUACACUAUACCAAGCUGCCUUUCUAAGGGCAUAGUUCUUAAUGGAACCUUUUUUCCCCCUCUCUUAAUUCCCAUCUCACAUCUACACUUGCUGUAAUAAUUACAUACAACUGCCCUUCUUGCAACCCCAACAGACAACAGUAGCCUUAUCUCAUAUUUUUGGGAUGCCGAUGAAAGAAAGAUGGCGGAAAGUGGCCCAAGAGCACAUUUUUUAAUAAAUAGGAGAGAGAAGGAAAAAGGAAUGCAUGAAAGGGAAGACAAAAAGAAUUGGGGGAAAGGUAUCUUAAAUAUAUGCUGCUACAUCUAUCCAAUGUGUACAUAUUCUGUCAUGAAUUAGGGAAAUGUCAUGUAUACAUUUUGGUCAUUUUUAAAAAAUUCCUUUGAAUAUGUUUGUCAAGUGUAUGUUUCACUGCCAACGGUAUCAUGCAGACUUGCCAUUCCAUGGAAUUCCCAAGCCCACAACAUUACAUGGAAGCCAAGUCACAGCUAGAUGACUGGUUGUAUUAGAAAAGAAGACUGGUAAACCACUCCAGAGUAGUCAGGGGGCUCAGAAGUAAAAAGGAGAAUACAAGUAUAGUGUUCCCAUCCAUUCCCAAACAAAGGCCAAAAUGUUCUCUCUCUAGAGUUUCUCUCUUGAAAACUCAUCGCCUCCAGAACCUUUCUAUUCCGCCCUAACUAACCUGGCUUUGCCAUUUAGAACUCAGUAACCUAUUCCUGGAUGUCAAGAAAUUCCUGGAAUUCAAGUUCUUGGAAAUAAGUGUUGUGCACUGAGUAGAAUUUGGAAAAAAUAAAGAGAUAAUUUGGUAUGAUUUGGGUUUGGAUCUAAAAGCUUCAUGAAAAAUGAGGAAUUUUCUGCCCCCUAAGUCGCCAUAGGCAUUUGAUGCGAACACCCUUGAAAAGAAAUAUUCCCUGGUGCUUUACUGUGUGUGGGAAAAAAACCAAUCUAUUGACCUCAAAUAUAUAAUGCUUGCAUGGCUAUUCCUAUUCCAGUUUAGCCUUUUCAAGGAGAAUAAGGCAAUGAGAAUUCUGAUAGGUUCAAAGAGGUAGAAGGAACAUCAAAAAUCAAUGAUUAUCUCAUCCACUUUUCAGAAGGGAAAGCUGAGUCCAAUAGAAAUUAAUUGACUUACUGAAGGUCACACAACUAAUUGAUAUCAGAGGCAGGGCAUGAAACCAGGUCCUCUGACUCUAGAGCUAAUAUAACACAGAUGGCAGAGUACAAGAUGUAACAUGAGGAAGACAAAUUCAAAUCUCACCUCUUCCAAGAUACUGGACAAGUCACCUCUUAUUCGCCAUCUAUAAAAUGAGAUGAUUGGAUGGAAUGUGGCCACUGAGGUCCCUUCUAAUUCUAAAUCUAUGACUUUCUCACUUUUUCAGAAAACAGUUCUACCAAAAGAAAUUCAUUAUAGUAGAAAGAGAAUCGGGCUUGGGAAUUAUGCGUCUUGGACCCUAAUGCCCACAGUGAACACUAACUACAGGUGCUUCAAUUAACCUCUCUGAACCUCAGUUCUCCUCCUCUAUAAAAUGGAAUAAAAAUAUGUGUACCACCUGCCUCACCCAGUUAAGAAGGCAUUACAUAUAUGUAAAAUGAUGGGGUUUUUAAUGGAUGGAGUAGUAGCAAGCGCUUUGUAAAUGUAGAACCAUGUAUACUGAUUCAGUAAAUUGUUGAGCUACCUUUGA